AAGGGAAAGAAUAGCUAUAAAAAAGGUUGCCUUUUGAGUGGAAGGGAAAUCUUUAUCCUUUUCUUUUUUUUCAUCCCACUGGCCCCAGCUAUUGUGGAGCCACCAUGUCAAAGCAAACCGCAUUAUAGUGCAAAGAGCUCUUCUUUUUUUCCCUCUUGUAUACCGGUCUCCAGUACCUUCCCUGGUAUUUGUGACUAUCGAGUUGGGCCGAGUCCUUCUACAUUGACUACAUUGAAGAAGUUACCAAAAGUUUCACAACAGUUGAAGGAACUUCUAGUCUGGCCAGACAAGGUGUGUCUAUUCAUGGACCUUCUCUAUUCUACCAUCCUUGUUUGCUGUUCCAGUCUACUGGUAGUGCGAAUUUAUAUUGCAGAGGAAACUCUGAAUUGAAGCUGUCAAAAGCAGACUAGCUAGCAGCAGGAAGUAUCGUCUUGUAGCAGGCACCCCGGAAUAAUAUCAAGUUUUCUUCUGCCCCUUUUUUAUUCAUAAAAAUACAAAGCACUUUUGAAUUGAUACCAUUUUGGUCAUUUCAUGGGUACAGACUUGACAGAGCUCAGAUGGCAUUCUGUGGGAUGAUAUAUGUACCACCAUUUCUAGCUGAGGAUUUGCUCAUCAUGUCCAUAGUUUCAUAUUGACAUUGUACCUGUGUGUAUGACCUUCAGGUAAUCGGAACAGAUCAAGGCAAACCUGACAGUGAUUCACUCUGUGGUGUGGACACAUGGAAAGAUAAACGCCAAAUGAGCAAACAUCAGUAAGGAUAGGUCUACAGAUACCCAUCGCUUCCAUGCCAACUGUACACAUGUAGCUCACUCACGUAGCUUUGCAACGGUGGAAUUUCCUCACCAUUGUAGCAUUUUUACACAUGGUUCAAGUUUCCCCCAAAGUAAAAAUUCUCAGGCACUGUGCCUUUGGUUUUGGAAACUAGAACGACCAAGCUCAAGUUCCUUCCAGCUAGCAAGUGGGAGUGUCUCGUGUCAGUUGUAUUUACCGAGCGGCGUGAGAAUACUCCAUCGUCACAUGACCAGAAUCCUGUAUGUUUCAUAGCAAGAGGGAUCAAGGGUAAAACCUUUGGGAUUAAUUUCAACCAAAUAGAUCCAGGAUUCUGGAUUUGUGGACAUUUACUUUGGCGGGCAUUAUAUAUACCCAUGACUGGCUAUUUGUGCGAGCAAAUGGGUUUUUAAAAAUCAAGGAAGGAGGAACGUCAUUGCUUUGGAGAAGUGUAUCCACAUCUGGGAAUCUAGAACAAAUUAGAGUUGAAGAAGAAUUUGAAAUUGGUUUUUAAGAUGCAAUGUUUUUGUCAUGCUGUGAGAGAAUAGAAUCAAGUGUAACCCUGCCAUGCAAACAGUUACCUAUCUGGAAUAUGGCAUCCUACAAAAAUGUUAGUUUUCUUAAACGACUUCGCAUGAGAUACAUUGCUGAAAUUGAGGCUGCAGAUACAUGUCAAUGGCUAAGAGCAACAGGGUUCCCACAGUAUGCACAAAUGUUUGAAGAGGGACGGUACCCAAUAGAUUUGGAGCUUGUGCAAAAAGAUCAUGAUUUUUUGGACCAAGAUUUGUUAGAUUCAGUUGUAAGGAGACUAAAGAUCCUCAAUAAAUGUGCCAGCAUGAAAAUAGAAGCGCCAAUACACAGAUCUUGUGACGAAUCAGAGGAUGAGGAUCAAUGUGCAAUUAGUAUCAAGUGGAAAUACAUGCGUAGCAGUCGGCGAUGGUCACGACGAAUGACCGGCGAGGAGUUCCCUGAACUUGAACUGUCAACGCCUCCCCCUGCAGACUCGAACACAACUCACAUUCACACACACUCCCGGCUAAACAGCAGCCACGAAAGUGUCACAACAACAGAUAGUGAGCGAAACGAAGGAUACACGAGCACGAGUAGCUUUGAGAGCCCUGCCGUUGUUAAGAAAGUGUAUGUGAAGCGCUUUCAGGAGAUAGCCUCAUCUCCAUCGAGUCAGAGCUUGCCGGUUUCUAAUUGUGAAUAUAAAACCUCCACGCCCAUCGGAUCUGAUGGAAAUAUGAAUGGACCUCGAAGUGCUAUCAUUCAGAUCUCAUCCCCAAUCUCAGUACGGAAAGAUCCAUCGUCUGAACUAAAUGGACUACAUAGUAGUAGGGACCACAUGAAGGGUGCCAAAAGUUUUUUGAAGAGGUUGGACAGCCUCAAAGGCAGGAGAGGUGGAAGCCAGAGGCGUAAGCACAAGUCAGGAGGGGAUACCCUGGAAAUUAGUGGACCUAUCGUGCCAGACAAUGGCACCUUGCAGCGUAAGAUUGAGUUAUUUAAUUGUGUGGACUUACAGUCAGCAAAGGCCAAGUCCUGCCGGUAUCCGGCCAAUUCACUGGUGACACCACCAGCCAAAAGGCGGAGAAACCCAAAUGGACGGUCAAACAAUACCUCAAAGAGGAUGGGAAGGGUUUUUUCAGAGCCCAGUUCACCCACGAUACACAGGAAAUUCAGUUUUGAUGUGUCCAAAGACCUGGAAGAAGCAUUGGCCAAGAAAAUUAAUAACAACAAUGAAAGCAAAAGUUGCGAGGAUGUGUUUAUGAAUGACAUGGAUGAUGAGUGCUUGGACGCCAGGGAUAAUCGCAUCCCGUCUGAGAGGAGUUCCAAUGUUACGGGUACGACAGGUCGCAGCUUACUGAGCAGUAGUAGUAAUGAUUCUUGGCCGGGACAUUAUGAAGGUGAGUCUGAUGACUGGGCUUCACAUAGACUUAUCACAUCACCUCUCAACAGCCUGGAGGAUGAUGAUGAGCAUACUCCACAUCGGCUACGUAGCCCUAGCAUGUACGACAACAUGCCACCGGCACUUCAUUCCAGCCUGGAUAAUCUACCCAAUGCUGAGAUUGAAGUGGCCGAAACAGAACUCAUGCGACAGAUAUACAAUCUAAAGAACAUUGGGCAUUUGAACGACCCACUCGCGGUUGCGCCAUCGACGCGGCGGAGCGUGAGCGUCUCCACGUGCGAGGACAUCGGCGACUCUCGUGGCUCGCUCAAUAGAACGAACAAUAAUCUCAAUCAGGAUGUAGAAACAGAAAAAUUGGACAUCCUUACAAACAUCAGUAAGAUCCUCAUGAAGGAAAAGGAGCUUGUUGUUGAACCCAGAGAUGCGGACGUUGUUGCUUCAAAGCCAGCUGCCAAGAGGGACCGAAGCAACAGCCUACCCAACGCUGGACCGGAGGGUAUCAGGGAGAGCAUGCUGAGUAAUGAGGUUGAUCUGGAACUUGAAGCUGAAGUGAUGGGUCUGAGCUCAGAACUGGAGAGACUACUCACAGGGAUUAAUGAGAGUAUUCAUGAAUUGGAAUUAAACAUUAAGAAAACAGGAGAGAGCAGUGCCUCCACGGCAUCAUCACAGAUCUCCUCUCCAGUAAACUCCCAGGUAUCCUCCCCCUAUGGCUCACCCCUCCCCUCCCCAAUGACCACACCCGACUUCAACCACAACAAACGAGAGGUUGAGCAACAGGACGACACAGGUGUCGGCCUCUCCACCGGCCAGGACACUGCCAGUGAGCACGACACACCCGCAUCGAACGAGGAAGAUGAUGAGGAGGAGAGGACAAAGUCGCAGGAGACGACGAUUAGCAUCAAGACAGGUAGCGGGAAGUCUCCGUGGAAGGAGAGGAGAGACUCUGGUGUGGGGAACUCGCUGACAAGACCCAACAGUGCCCGAAGACCAAGGAUCAGAUGGCACAGUUUUCAGAAAUCCCAUCGGCCAAGUCUGAAUUCAAGACCUUUCCAAGUAAGCAGUCUAUCUGUUGGUCAGUUGAUGAUCCUUCGCAAGCUCUCGCUCCUCAAAUUGACCGCUGUGAUGGAACGCUACGCAGUCUCUCACCGGAGCGGUUGGACAUGGAUGGUGCCUCGGUUCAUGAAACGGUCCAAGACGGCAGACAUCAAGGACCGGCUGGUGUUCGGGGUACCCCUCCUCCACCACCUCCAGAAGACGGGUCAGCCCCUUCCCCAGACCAUCCUGUAUGCCAUGCGCUACCUGAGACGACAGGCUGGUGAAGCGGUAGGGCUCUUCCGCAAACCUGGGGUUCGGUCACGCAUCCAGCAGCUGAAGAAAAUGAAUGAAGCUAAUCCUGACUCCCUGAGUUACGAUGGCAUGAUGGCCUAUGAUGUUGCUGAUAUGCUGAAACAGUACUUCAGGGAAUUACCAGAACCUCUGCUUACACCAAAACUUUCUGAGACUUUCAUAAGCCUCUUUACCUCAUCCGUUCCCAAAGAGCUUCGUAUCCCGGUGAUGCAGGCAGCCAUCCUCCUGAUGCCAGAUGAGAACCGAGAGGUCCUUCAAUCACUCCUUCUAUUCCUUAGUGACAUCGCUAGCCAAUCAGAUCUCAACCAGAUGACUGCAUACAACCUAGCUGUCUGCUUUGCUCCGUCACUAUUCCAACUGAACUCUGGAGAGAGCUCUCGUCACCCGACGAGUCCGCGUCAGAGGCGUAAGAUGGCAGGCAAACCAGAUCAGAAGGAACUGAUUGAGAACGUCGCUGCCAACGAGUGCUUGGCUCUCAUGAUCAGGGAGUGCAAGAAGCUCUUUAUGGUACCUGAGGACUUACUUGCCAAGUGUCAUUUCUCCUACAUGGAUCUUGGUGAAGCGGUUACAUUAGAGGAGCUUGGGAGGAAGAGGAAUGAUGAGAGUGGAGAUUACAAAAGCUAUCUGGAGAGCUGCAUCCAAGGUCUCCUCAAGGAAUCCCGUGAGAAGUUCAAAGGGUGGGUGACCUGUUCACCAGUAGACAAAGUUGAGGUGGCAUACAAGAAGGUCGGUGAUGGCCAUCCUCUUCGUCUCUGGAAAUGCACCACUGAUAUUGAGGCCCCUCCUUCCGUCAUCUUACAAAGAGUGCUGAGAGAAAGGCAAUACUGGGAUGAAGACCUACUGAAGUGGAGAUCAGUUGAGAAAAUUGAUAACCAGACUGAGGUCUUUGAGUAUGUGGUCAAUUCCAUGGCACCACACCCAACCAGGAGCUACACAGUCUUGAGGUCUUGGAGGACAAACCUCCAGAAGGGAGCGUGUGUCCUGGUAUCCACCUCCAUUGAACAUCCGGACUCCUCCCUUGCAGGCAGUGUCAGGGGUACAGAGCUUGCAUCACGCUUCCUCAUCGAACCUUGCGGAUCAGGCAAGUCUCGUCUGACACACAUCAGCAGGGUGGACACCAAGGGACGCACCUUGGAGUGGUAUAACAAGGCAUACGGACACCUCCUGGCUCAGACGGUAGCCCACAUCCGCAACCUCUAUACCCCUCCGGCAACGGGACCAGAAACAAAAGUUUGAAGAUCUGGUGCCCGAACCUAAGAAGAUGCUGACUCCUCAUCAGCGUCACUGUGGUCUGAUUGAGCAGAGCUCUUGAUUAAUUUAUUCUUUGUGGUACAGAAGAAUUGACUGCUGGUCAUACAGUUCUAGGGGGCUCCUCAAUAGCAACAUGACACUGUCAACAGUAUCAUCAAGGCAAAGACACAUUCUGCAUUUACAACGCUUGCAUUCUGAAAUGAGCAGUGUUGGUGAUCUUAUUCAGCUGUAGCAGUAAGCAUUAUGAUGUUUGGAUCAUUACAAGCAAAGAGUUUGUGCAUCUGUACCCUUGUAUAAGAAAUAUUUCUGUGAAGUUGAGUUCAUGCCCAGUUAAUUUGUGUAUGAAUGCCUUAGCAUGUUGAUAUAACUUGUCUUAGAAAACAACAUUCUUAGAAAACCUUUUAUCCUUAUUUUAAAAUCAUGAUAACUCUAUUGUUAAGACCAUAUUUUUAUAUUUUGGAAUAAGCAAAAAUAAAAAUCAAUGUUUUGCCCAAAAUACUUCAAUGAAACAUAGAUUGUACUAUAUUUAUCCCUCCAUUUAACACCAUAUUUUCAGCAUAUCAGAUUCAUAUAUUUCUGAAUGAGAGGGAUAUAUUAUGGCCACUAUUCAUAAGCAGAGAUCUCAUAAUUUGAUUUAAUGUGAGGAUACAGUGUCAAUAUUUGUGAAUUUUUCAAUGCUGAUAUUUUUGUGAAAUACCAAAGAAUAUUCUUGAUAAGAUAUUUAACCAUGGGGCAAGAAAUGUGUAAAUUUUAUUGAUUUUUACUAUCCCUUGUUGGAGGCUAAUGAUCAUGUACUUUGUUGAAUGUUAUGUGAACAUUUUGAAGGAGUGAUUAGAAUUGGAUAGUAUUACCUAUUUGAUUACAAAUUUGAAAAUCUUGUACUCAUUUUCAGUGAAUCUUUAAUAUAGUUAUUCAUAUAUUUGCACAACUUAGAGGAGGUGAGAGGGGGGAAAUGGAUUGAUGCUCAUUGAGCAUUUAAUGCUUUCAAAUUGAAGUUUUAUAAUGAGAAUCACUUCUACUCUGUAAAUAUAUGUGCUAUUUGUAAGAGAGAUAUUGAAUGAGAGAGAUAUAUAAUGGAGUGGAUUUAAAAGAUGAUGAUUUGAUUUGUAUCAUUUUAUCGUAUUGUCUUCUGAUUUUGUGUUUGUGUCUAAGCUCAGAGUAUCUCGUCUUGAGUUUUAGGGGUGGAAGUUUACUUGUGUGGAUGUGCUCAGUGUAUUGUUUACAAUUAUUUUUAGGAUAUUUAUUUGAUAAAACUUACUGGAAAAACACAUAUGGAUUACAAGUGUGCAAUUUUAUGUCAUACAUGAUGACUUCAUUUGAAUGUUUCUAGUCCCAUAUAUGAUGUUUUAUGUAGUUGUUUAAUACCUCCUUUGCUCAAAGUAUGUUUUCAUGUCAAUAUUUGAAUCAUUUUAUGUAUUAUUUUAUAAAAGUCCUCAUAGUCAUGGCAGGAGUAGGUAUUUGGUAUCAAAUGAUUUAACAAUUUUAGUACAACUCAAAAAAGAUAUUGUUGCACUUAGGGCUUUGCGCCAAGUUUAGUGUAGCGUUUUGAAUGUGAUAAGAAUUUGAGUAUUAUCCAAACUGUUCAUGUAGUUUAAGCUGAUCGUUGCUGAAGCAAAGUGUGUUUCUUUGUGCCAAGACAACUCGUAGCCUCAUUCAAUUGGCAGAUAUACACAGUAUCCAUUACUGGUAUGAACAAUGCAGACUUGACAACUAUCCAUCAGAUUUUCUUCACCGUAGUUAACGACUCAGGAAUAUGAAUUUGUUUUGUGUAAGUGCAGUGACUGCUAACUUCUGAACAUCGCAUGCAGCUGUAUACUGAUACUACUGAACUUGUAAUUUGAAAUGCAGUGGAUUAUUACUCAUUAUUAAGUGAGAGGCUCACCUAUUUGAUAUUAUAACAGCCAGUCGAAUACCAUUGUACUGCAAAGGCUACUAAAUAUUGAUAUUUUAGUAUGAUAAGGGUCUGUGGUUAUUUGUAUGCACAAUAUUGUUCAGGAGAGCCAAUUUCAGUGUUUUAGCCCUUCAAUGUUGCUGUUAUUUUAGUCAAACAUUGUCCUUAUCCACAUGGACUGUCAUGUGUAUAGUUGUUUCAUUGAUUGGAUUGUGUAAAAUAGCCAAAAAUAUAUGAAUUCUUAGAAGAUUUUGACUGGGUUAGUUCAUUCAUAAUUAAGUUUUUGACAAAGCCCUCUGAGAAAAAAAAACACAAAUGAAUUGUUUUAUAUAAUUAGAACACCAUGCACUUGCAAAAUUUUGACUUAAUAAAUUAAUUGAUCAGGCAUUUGGGGUAGACUUAAAAAUUCAAUUUGGGCAUAUAUUUUAAAGGUGCUACAUUGAAUGGUAGUGGCCAUAUGAAAAUAAUAUGAAUUUGUUUUUAUCAAAUAUUUCAGUUUUAUUCAAAUUUCGGAUGAUUGAUUGCUGUUCUAGGAUAGCUCUCUUUGGCAUAAUAAAAUGAGUUUGCUUCCUAACUCUUUUCAUCUUGAAAUGAUGUGCAUUUUAUGUCUUAGUUACUUUCUUCAAAUUUAUACCUUUUGGAGUCUCUUUAGAAAAGAGAACAAUGUUUGGUCUACCAGUCUUGCCACAGUAAUGCUACCCAGAUGAUUAAUCUUAGUAAGUGAUUUUACUGAUCAGAAUUGGAAAAUUAAUUGAUGCAGGUAUUUUGAUUUAUGUAAAGCAUCAAUGGGUACAUUAUAAUUCAUAAUACGCACAUUUUAAGAAAAAAAUUUUAGAUUAAUAAUAAAGAAAAGGCAAAGAGGUUUUUAUUUUCUGUUCUCUGUUUUAAAACCCCUACCUCAGUUAGACAUUUUAGUGUGCUCAGUUUUCUGUAUGCAAGUCAAAGUGUUACCCGUAUAUAGCCAUUGAUAUGUCUGUUACCAUGUGUGACAGUUCUUUUGUUAUAUGUAACAAUGUGUGACAAUUCUGUUUAUUUGUAUUGUUAUGUUCUCGUCUGUCACAACAAAGUACUAUUUUUAUAUCAAUUUAAUGAAAAAUUGUCAUUGAACAUGAUAAACUUGGGAAAAUAACCUCUUGUUACACUGGUUUGUUACACUGAGGCAGGCAAUCUCCCUGUUUACACUGGUGUAAACAUGCAGUGUUCAGUGUUACACUUAAUAUGACCUGGGUAUCUUACACUUUAAAUUUACACUAAAACUUUGCACAAGUGGAUGACAGUAUGUUACACUGGUGUAACGUACAAUGCACAUUGGUCAUACUUGUCUGAACCAUAGUAUAUUAUGUGCACAGUUGGUGGUGACACUGGUAUAUUAUUAUUAUUAAAUAUUGCACUUUUAUGCGACAGUGUAACACUGAUGUAACAUGCUUUGGUACACUUCAAUGAGGAAACUGAGUGUUCUAGCAUCGGGAUAAUUGCACUUUUUGAGAAAGAUGUUCUAUUUGUGACGUUGGCACACUUGUGAAGUCACCCUAUUGUACACAUUAGGUGUUAUCUUGUUACAUAUGAAUGCAGUUUGUAACACAUGGGUGUCACACUGGUAUUUCACAUUGUUACUAUCUCUAGUAGUGUAUGUUGUCAUGGGUGUAUUACACAUAUGCACACACUCAGACUCUUUAUUUGCCAAUAUUUCUUUGGUAACAUUUGUUUAUCUUGAGUGGCAUUCGUUUGCAAGCAUAUCAAAUUCCUUCAAACUAUUUCAGAGUUAAGCUGUCUGCAGCAGGGUUUGUAGCAGGUGGCAUUAUAACAGUUAUUGAUGGGGACUUCAUUUCUUUAACGUUUUUGAGCAUAUGCAAUCAUUUUAAGUAUAAGAAUAACUAUGGUUGCAAAUAUUUACUGCUCACUUAGAAAGCUUCAAAGGCUCUAUUUCCUUUUUUCUGUUGAGCAAACAAACAUCUGUCAGGUAGGCAUUCUUUAAUUUAAUCUUGCCAUUUGCUUAUGAUACCAUUUAAGACAUUAUUUUCAAUUUUAGAUUCAUUAACUAUGGUGCACUCUGAUAUACUUAGUUUUAUUCCCUGUUUUUAAUGUGACCUUGUUAGUAACAUUUUAGAUUAAAUUUUUGCACUUUUUAAAGUAAACCUCUUGAAUGUUUGCUGUAUUGUGUUUGUUAAAAUAUUUUUAUGUAUUAUUGUAUGACUUGUAGUUAUAGAGAGCUGGCCUCGGUUAAGUAGAUGUUAUGUGACAAAACUGUUCAAUCUUCAUCUAAACUUUGUUUUGACAAACUUAUUUAUUAAAGGGCACCAGUGUAGCACCAUUCAUUGCAUUAAUGAGCAGUAUACAUACUGCCGCUGCGAUCUCUGUAUUGUAAUGAUUGCUUUUCUUUUCAGAGAAAGAAAUAUUUUUUUUUAAUAACUAUUUCAAUUGUUUACUAGAUUGAUUUGGACUUGAGAGGGGGAGAGGAACUUUUAAAAAAUGAUUUUAAGGCGAAUUAUGUAAUUUAUUUAAUUUUAAUAAUGCUCAAAUUCCAUGUUGCCAUAUUAAUAGCAUAGCGAAGUAGAUUAGUUGUUAAGGUCAGAAUGUAUUACUCACUGAAAGUUGUUUAUCUUAUAUUGUGGAGAGUCUUCGAAUUGAUAAAGAUACUUUAACUGAGAUUUUUUUAUCAAAUCAAUUCAGUUUAACCUUCAUUUACAGUUAAGAAUUGUAAUUCCUUCAUCUUUUAUCAGUAUUUUGUUUUCUUUUUGUCUUUCCAUGUUGGAGUAUAUUCUCAACUGGGGAUCAAUCCUGGAUUGUUUCAGUAGCCAAUGUAUCUUUCAUUUUGUUUCAUUUCUCUCUUUGCCAUUGUAUUUGAUGAUUUAUAUUCAGAGAAUUUGAUUCGUUGAGAAGGAAGAGGUUGAGAAGUCAUUAAUUUAGAAAAUAUAAUUGAGCAUGCUACAAGUUCAGUAUACAUAUGAAGCAGAGUAAUGAUGAUACUGGUAAAGAUUGUAUUUUAAUCACGUCUUGGUUAAAUAUAUUGUAUAUGAAUUAGGUAAAGCUAUCCUCUGUUCUUUAAGCUUCGACACCAAUGUCUCAACCAUUUCAUACUUUGUAUUACUGUGUAGACGCAAAACACUUAUGUGUUGUAUUUUGUUGUAAAUACAUGUAUGUCAUUUUAUGGGCCAUUCCCUGCACACAGGCAAUAUAUCCCUAUACUUGUAUCAGAUUAUUAUUAUUAUUAAUAUUAUUAUAUAUACAUGGCAUAAUAAAAGUGCUAUCAUAAAA
This is a messenger RNA of Lytechinus variegatus (green sea urchin), 10418 nucleotides long. Its product is annotated as rho GTPase-activating protein 7-like. Gene Ontology annotation, molecular function: GTPase activator activity; lipid binding; protein binding. Gene Ontology annotation, biological process: signal transduction; regulation of Rho protein signal transduction; actin cytoskeleton organization. The record is from RefSeq and is a predicted model, not a curated record. Bases 1289 to 5257 code for a protein of 1322 amino acids. Lineage: Eukaryota; Metazoa; Echinodermata; Echinoidea; Temnopleuroida; Toxopneustidae. The transcript has 16 exons.